This is a messenger RNA of Boleophthalmus pectinirostris (great blue-spotted mudskipper), 1731 nucleotides long. RefSeq lists its product as uncharacterized. Bases 101 to 814 code for a protein of 237 amino acids. Lineage: Eukaryota; Metazoa; Chordata; Actinopteri; Gobiiformes; Gobiidae. The record is from RefSeq and is a predicted model, not a curated record. The transcript is spliced from 5 exons.
GAAGAACUGGAUUGGCUGCAGCGACAGGCCUGGGGAACAGAGAUAAACAAAUGUUAGAACUUUCUUUUCUACUUGGACGUAUCUUUCCUGCAUCGGAAAUAUGGUUCGUGUUUGGCCGAUUCUUCUGCCUUUCACUUUCAUUUUUGUGUCAGCAAUUGAAGAUAAGCUGUAUGAAUUUGAAGUAAAUCCAGGUCGAAAUGUGACCCUGCCUUGUACAGCCGAGCAAAAACCAGGUCUGCAGUACUGGGCAUGCCGCUGGUAUAAGGAGACCGGAGUCCCUCGUCUGAGUGGGCUGGUGUCCAAAGCGCUCCCUGCUGGUCAGAUGAGGUGGUAUGUGGACGCAGACACGAGGAUCUCUCUGGAGGAGGGGACUCUGAACCUGCAGCUGCCCACAGUGACCUGCUCAGACCAGGCAGUGUACCAGUGUUAUCUGGCUGCACCUGUGGGCGAACAGAACAGAGAGGGACGUGUCCGCCUCAGUGUCACAGGUUGCCCUACAGAAGAGCCUACACGUGGGUCUCGUCUGAACUCCCCAGAGCCUGUGGUCCCUGCGGUCCCUGUGGUCCAUGUGCCUGCUGGGAGCCCCUCACAGCUGCUGGUCCUGGGAGCCGGUCUGCUUCUGUUUGUGGUUCUGGGUUUAGCUCUGACUUUAUUCUGCCUGAAGAAAAACCAGUGGUACAACCCAAAGAAGAGCAUAGAGCACCCUUUGUACCCGGACCUGUCCCCUCCUCUGGAAAAACACAAACUCAUUUUCACAAACUUCACUUUCCCGCCAAAUUCAAAAAUGUGCAGCUCAGAAUUCACCACCGUUUAAGUUCACAAUGUUUGGAAAUGAGAGCUUUUGAUUUGUACCAUCUGCAUGGUUCCACGCUGGAUAUACAAAAAUAUAACAACAGACCACUGAUCACUACAACAACAUGCUCUGCAAACCUCCAUGAAAAUGUCCUACUUUUACUUUGGAUUCUUUUACUGAAUCAGUGUCAAAUCUGUGUCGUUGGUGUUAAGAAUAUUAAUAGGUUUCUAUUUUACUUAAAGGUUCUAAAAUGUUUUAAGGAUAAAUUUAGGUAACAUAGAGCUCACUCCCUGUUCUGGGAGCACACUGUUUCUGAAAAUGAAUGAAUGGCUUAGAAGUUUUUAAAGCAUCCUGACAAAUGUUGAUUUAUUAAGGAAUUAAGGUUUAUUUAUUAACUAAUAUACUCUUUACCAUUUCCAGUACCACAAAGACAAUUAAAACCACUCUUUAUUUAGACAAUAGAAUGUAAUUUACAAUAUUACAUCAUAGUAAUUCAUAGGACAAUGGUCCAUGUGUGUAUAUUAGUCUAUGUGCUCGUACUUGUUCUGAUACAGAUCAACAUCAUUCUAAAAACAUUCAGGAAAGGUUCAGUGGGACUUUUAGCAUCAGUACCUGCUCAAAUGAUGAUGCAGUUUUGAUACUGGUUUUAAUGGAUUGGAUCAGAGUUUUGGUUUUUUUUUUUUACAUUUGACAAGCCUGUUAGUCUCCAGUAGUCUUGAACUUCAAGGAUCAGACAAAUAAAAUCUGUCUAUUAUUAUCGGGAGAGAGAAAACCAGGAUUUCUUUUAAUUGUUUAACCAUAUGCUCUCAAAAGUGUGUAAAAGUUUAUGAGAUGGUCAUGUUGGUCAGUGUGUUGUGUUUUUUGUUUUUUUUUUCACUUCACUUGGCUCAUAUUAUGCUUCUGAUUUGUGUUCUAAUGUAGUUUCCUCUUCACAUACA